Molecule: messenger RNA, 810 nt
Organism: Nicotiana attenuata
Lineage: Eukaryota; Viridiplantae; Streptophyta; Magnoliopsida; Solanales; Solanaceae
Exons: 1
Coding region: 1-810 (269 amino acids)
Source: RefSeq, a predicted model, not a curated record
AUGCGUGAGUAUUACUGUUACAAGCUCCAAAUUAGGGACGACGAAGAAAAUGGAGUUUUACAUGCUGGGAGAGUGUUCCAACAAUACUCUGUUGACGAAUCCAUCAAGCUUGAGACUCAAAGGUUAGAUUUCUAUUCAUUUGAUCAAGAUUUAUUUCAAAUUGAUGUGUUAGCGAGCAUUCCUAAUGUUCUAAGACACGGAGAGAGAGAGCCAUGCAACAUUGGCAGACAAAGUUUUCUUCCUGCAAGUUUUAUAGAAGGUCCUAGGGAUAUCCGCCGACGAUAUAUGGACGCUAUUGCUUUAGUGCAAAAUUUUGGAAAACCUGAUAUAUUUUUGACAAUGACAUGUAAUCCAUCUUGUCCAGAAAUAGAAGAACAUUUAUUGGUAACAGAUGAAGUACAAAAUAGACCCAAUUUAGUUAGUCGUGUGUUUAGAGCAAAAGUAGAUGAGAUGAAAAUAGAUAUUCUAAAGAGAAAUAUAUUUCGAAAAGUUUCUGCUUUUAUGUACACUAUUGAAUUUCAAAAGUACGGUCUUCAACAUGCUCAUUUUCUGAUCAUACUCAAAGACGAAUAUAAAUUGUUAACUUCGGAAGCUUACGAUAAAUUUGUUUGUGCUGAAUUGCCUGAUUCUGAUAAGAAUGAUUACCUGUAUUCACUUGUUACUAAACAUAUAAUGUACGGACCUUGUGGUAGUUUAAAUCCUAAAUGUCCUUGUAUGAAGAAUCGAGAAUAUUGCAAGUUCAAAUAUCCAAAAGAUUUUGCUAAUCAUACAUCAAAGGGAAAAAAUGGAUACCAAAUUUACCAAAGGUGA